CUUUUCGGGCUUAGGCUUAACCUUAAGGGUGAUCAUAUAAUUUAGGCUUAAGUGGAAGCCAGUUUUUGAAAUGAUAAAAUUGAUGUUACCCAUUAUAUGACGUUAAAUAAAUGUUAAUACAUUCUGGUAGUUUUCCAACUAUAUGACUAUGGAUGAGGGUCAUCAAGAAAUUAUCUGUGAUAAGCCUAGUUGUCAACAGUUAAGAGAGAUGUUGGAUCAAACCAAAAAGGAAGAGGCAUUAAAAUUUGCUGUCUUAAAACAAAAAAUUAUAUCAACUGAUAUACUCAUCAGGAAGUACAGUGCCAAACGUCAAGAAUGUGAUCAUCAGAGUCAACGAUUAGAGGAUAUGUCAAAACUUGUGGAUCAGCUGAGAAGUGACUGUGCCAAGUAUGAGGCUGAACUCAGUCGUACUUUACAAGAAAUGGAGCCACUGAAGAAGUCGUAUAGUGAAUUUGAAGAGAAGAGACUAGAAAAUGAAAAAAAACUAACAACUAUUCAGGAUAAACUAGCAGCUUCAGAAGUACUUGUGCAGCAAUAUAAACUCCAUGUACAGUCAUUAGAACAAAAUAGCAAACAGCAGAAAUCUUUUGAUUUUUUGGAGAAACAGUUGUAA
Molecule: messenger RNA, 613 nt
Organism: Limulus polyphemus (Atlantic horseshoe crab)
Lineage: Eukaryota; Metazoa; Arthropoda; Merostomata; Xiphosura; Limulidae
Exons: 7
Coding region: 143-613 (156 amino acids)
Source: RefSeq, a predicted model, not a curated record